This is a messenger RNA of Xiphophorus maculatus (southern platyfish), 718 nucleotides long. RefSeq names its product glucagon family neuropeptides-like (gene ghrh). The coding region runs from base 159 to 584 and encodes 141 amino acids. Gene Ontology annotation, cellular component: terminal bouton; perikaryon; extracellular region. Gene Ontology annotation, molecular function: growth hormone-releasing hormone receptor binding; peptide hormone receptor binding; neuropeptide hormone activity. Gene Ontology annotation, biological process: positive regulation of cell population proliferation; positive regulation of multicellular organism growth; growth hormone secretion. The transcript has 6 exons. Lineage: Eukaryota; Metazoa; Chordata; Actinopteri; Cyprinodontiformes; Poeciliidae. The record is from RefSeq and is a predicted model, not a curated record.
UGCAGAGGGGGGCAAACAGCAGUGUUCCUGUCUCUUUUGUCCUGUUUUUCCCGGCAGGGACGGACGAUGAGAGUGGAAGGCACCGAGUAGUGGCUCAGCAGGGACGCUCUCGAUCUGCUUUAAAACUAGUUCAGUGUUCUCCAGGACUUACUGCGGUGAUGGAGAAAGCUGCUGUGCUGCUGCUGUUCUUCUGCUGCCUGGUCAUGUCUUUGUCAGGCUCCCCGCUCUACCCGUCCAUCAGGUUUGGCCAAAGGGACACGUCCAUCCUCAUGACGUCUUCCCUGAAGAAUCCGGCAGAGCAGCAGGACGAAGACGGGAUCUCUCUGAGGGACGGAGAGGAGCUGCGCUCUGAACGUCACGCGGAUGCCAUCUUUACCAACAGUUACAGGAAGGUCUUGGGCCAGAUCUCUGCCAGGAAGUUCCUUCAGACUAUCAUGGGCAAACGGCUCGGAGAUGAAAGUGAGAGCUACAUGAAACGUCAGUCAGACAUCUAUGAGGGGACGUUUAAAGAAGAUCUCACAUCCAUCCAGAGCGAUCAGAGGUACAGAGGAGGGCGGGGGAACGUCAUGAGACCCAGAAGUUGAGGAUUAACUGAAGAGGGGGAGCCAUCACUGAUUGGGUUCUUUUGCUUUAUCUGUAUUUGUAUUCUAUUUAUUUGUAUUGUAUUAUAACUUUAUUUGUAUUCUAUACAAAUAAAGUUAGUAAUAUUGUCUUUUGU